This is a messenger RNA of Ictalurus furcatus (blue catfish), 4063 nucleotides long. Its product is annotated as zf-DHHC domain-containing protein. Bases 651 to 1673 code for a protein of 340 amino acids. The transcript is spliced from 8 exons. Gene Ontology annotation, molecular function: palmitoyltransferase activity. The record is from RefSeq and is a predicted model, not a curated record. NCBI's taxonomy places the organism in Eukaryota, Metazoa, Chordata, Actinopteri, Siluriformes, Ictaluridae.
UGCUCCUCCUGUGUGAAAUGUAUACUCCUUAUUAUUAAUUAAUUAAUUAAUUUAUUUAUUUAUUUAUUUUAAACCAUUUGAGUCCAGGUUUUUUCUUCUAAUUUUUCAGUUUUUUAAAUUCCAUCAUGUGGAUUCAGCGGGUAAUUACUGCACAUGUCUGAUAAUUCUGUUGUAGAAAGAAUGAGCAGUUUUAAUAUUCUAGUACUCUGUAUUCUGAUGUACUGCCACCAAGGUGACUACACUGAUAAGAGGAUUGAUGUGUGAAGGUUAUUUAGGCUCUAAACGUUACACUUUGUGGCAUGUUUGAUUGAUUUAGAUCAGAGUAAUAGACAUAUCAACACUCGUUUAUUCCUGAAAAGUGUGGUAGCAAAAGCUCAAGCCACACAGACCCAAUCAGAGGCCAGUAUUCAGUUUACCAUUAUCAUAAACCAGGGUGUGUAGUGUCUGACAUUAACCAAUCAAAUCUAAACAAUUUGAUUGUUUUCUUCUAUUUAUUUUUAUUAUUUAUUAUUACUACUUUUAUGACUAACCUUAAUAAUAAUAAAUUUGAAACGCCGGUCAAUGAUUCGUUUAAGAAAUAUUACGUCACACUUAGCCGCGAUCGUGAUUGGACCAUCCGAGCCUAAUCCCGGAAGUUGAUAAGAUGUAAGAUGGCUCUGCUGCGCUGUAGGCGAGACCCGUGCGGGUUUAUCUGUCUCAUUCUCACUUAUUUUAGCGUAUUUUACGCCGACUACGUUGUUAUCCAGUAUGUUCUGAUCCCAGCCUACUCUGGAAGUAUAUGGUGCACACUUCAUGGAUCUGUCUUUAAUGUCAUAUUACUGCUACUUCUGGUUUGUCAUUCAAAAGCUGUGUUCUCUGACCCAGGUAUAGUUCCUCUUCCUGAGACAGCCAUUGAUUUCUCAGACUUGAGGUCUCAGUCCAGUCGUGUGAAUGACCGGGGUUGUGAAGGCUGGACUGUGUGUAGUCGUUGUGAAACAUAUCGUCCUCCUCGUGCACAUCACUGUAGAGUGUGUCAGCGCUGCAUCAGACGCAUGGAUCACCACUGCCCGUGGAUCAAUAAUUGUGUUGGAGAGCUCAACCAGAAGUACUUCAUCCAAUUUCUCUUUUAUACUGGCAUGGCCAGCCUGUACUCCAUGGCUCUGGUGGUGUCAGCAUGGGUGUGGCGUAUACGAAGUGAAAGAGAUGGAGAAAACGGAGGAGAGGAUGUUCCCAGUAAGCAUCUAAUAGUGGCACAUUACAUCAUCUUGUUAGUGGAGUCCAUUCUGUUUGGCGUGUUUGUCCUGGUGAUAUUUUAUGACCAGGUGUGUACCUUACUUCAGUAUUUCAUUAUGGGGCCAAUAGAAAGCACGCACACACACACACACACAAACACGUGUAUAUAUUAUUCAUAUUAUGUGAUGAUGUCCCAUUUUGCCAUGAGCCUGUUUGUUCUCCAGCUGGUGUCCAUUAUAACAGAUGAGACCCCUAUUGAGCAGAUGAGAAACAGACUGAUGAAGGACAGACCCAACAGCGGACAGUCAGUGCACACCACACACACCCGAAAACCGAAAGUGGCUUUGCUGAGGGAGGUGUUUGGAAGAGGCUCUGUGCUGUGUUGGCUGUUACCAUUCCAGUCCUCUCCCCCGUCCACUGGAGGAAUCAGUUACUCACCUGUUCCUGAUUACGAUGUGUAACGAUGUCCGACGUCAGCAUUACUUUAGUUUGGAUGAAGGAAGGAUGAGUGUGUUUAUAAGUGUAGCACUGUGUGUUAUGUAGUAACUCUUAAAAUCUGUGUACACACUCAGUGGUAUCAAGUGGCAAGAGCUAUUAAGUGAGAAAUGUCUCUUUCUUUCUUCCUUCCUCUCCCUCUCUCAUAGCUAUAUGAGGUGUCGUUAUUGGUCCUCAUGGCCUCAUAAUAGUUUAUUGUUGCAAAUAUAACAAACAUAGGAAUAGGGAUGCACUAUUGCAUAUUAACAUACCAAAUUAUUAAUUUAUUAUAAAUAAUUAUGUAACUAAUCUAGACAGGCUGUAAUUAUAUUAGCUAAUAUAAAAUCUGUUCCACGGUCGUAUCUGGUACGUAUAAGAGCAGGUUUGUUUAAUGCAUGAAAAAUCCAUCAAUUUCUUCAAAUUUACUUUUGCAAAUAAAUGCUAAACACUUUAACAUCAAACGUUAUAAUAUACUUGAAUAUAGAUUCUGAGAAGGUUCCAGAAGUUUCUCAACAUGCUGUAUUGGUGUUGAAAUACAGUAGAAAUUGAAGCAGCAGUAUAUCUAACACCAACACUGUGUUAAUGAAAUCAGAGCCUGUCCUAAAGUGCGAUAAAGUCUUUCUUGUUUGGGGCUUUUAAUUAAACAAUGUUAACAAACCCACUAAACAUUACUGACAUUUGUCUUGCACUUAAAGUGAUCGUUUCUUUCUCACUUGAACAUUUGUUUUUUAUUUAUUUAUUUUUAUUGAGUGAUCUGUCAGUCACUUGGUUUAGGGUCUAUAGGUGUUGUAGAUUUUAAAUGUGUAUAUAAAUGUAUUUUAUAGAAUUCAACGUGGGGAAAUGUUGGAGCAUUUUCAGGGUACUGGUUUCAGUUAUUCAAGUGCUUUUUUUUGUAAUAUCAUUUGUAAUACAUUUGUUUUGACAGAUUGAAGGACGUGUGCGUAUAUGUGGUGAAUGUAAUAUGUUUACACUGAUAUUUAUUGUACUUUAACUGUCUAAAUGCUGCUGAAUUAAACAAAAGGACAUCUUUUCAUAUUAUGGCAUUUUGGCUCUGCAUAAUCAAAUCAGCAGUAUGUAUUUUUUUGAUUAUUCAAAAAUGUGACUAAAUUUCAAGUCAAUUCUAUGAUUUCUUCAAAAAAAAAUGAUUUUAUACAAUUGCUAAAAAGAUUUAUGCACUGCCAAGUUCACUUUUUCAAAACUACACAUUUUCAAAACAUUAAAAACUACUGGCAUUACAGUAGGUGAAUUAUUUUACGUAUUGAUGUAGUCAUUUUUUGUGUAAUUGUUUAAAUUUUAACUACAAACAGAAUGGCACAUUACAAUUGUACAACAUAUACAUCUAAAAAUUAUAUUAGGAAAUUAAUAUUCUACUAUUAAUUGGUUACACAUCAAGAAUAACUCUUACUGAGAAAAGUAAACAGGCCUUAGUUGGGGAUGUUGAGGAAAUGCCCCACAUAGCCCCUGGAUCUAAGUGCCUUAAAUAAUAUCUGUAUGGCUUCCUCUGCAAAUUCUGUGAAACCUGAUCAGUUGAGAUUUUAAUAUGCCCCUGAAGGUAUGUUUAGGAUUAAACUGCUUUUAUACAAAAUUGCUUGUCUAUCUAUCUUUAAAAAAAAACGUUUGUAGCCAGGCCCUCAGUGCCAUUCUAUGAAAUUCUUAAAAAAAAAAAAAAAAAAAAAAAUUUUUGUGUCUAAAAAUUCUAUUUUCUCCCUUUGUAGAUUGAGUAAUUUUAAUAUAUUCGUGGUGGGAAUUCAGGACCUCCAGAAAAUGACCAAACUCCUCGGAAUGACUCCAAACCACAAAUGUGUCAUACAAGAAUCUAAAAUAUUUCCUUGAUAGAUGAUUACACUUAAGAAAUGCAGAUUCCUCCCAGCUGCUCAUAUAGAGAUUAGCAUCGGCCGGAGCAGACUUUUCCCCCAUGACAGUUCCAUGAAUUUGGAGGUAAUAUUUUCCAUUAAAUUCAAAAUCAUUACGUGUUCGACUUAGUUCCAGCAGUUGUAAGAUUUCUUUAUCUGGUCUUUUAUUGUCUGGAUAUUUAGAGAAUGUAUCCCUUACUGCCUGCAACCCCAACUGUGAUUAAUAUCAAUAGUAAAAAAGUUUCAGGUACAGUCAAGUUUUUUUAUUUUAUUAACAAAAUCGUAGGUGUCCUGGAUAUAGCUGUUAUGUUUCUGAGACAGUGGAUUAAUGUAAUGAUCUAUAAAUUCAGCCAGACGGUAUGACUCUGAAUCACAGUCACUGACGAGUGGAUGACCGCAUGGCACUCUGAAGGGAACAGUCCAUUUUUCAGGUGGUUUGUGAACUUUGGGAGAAGAUAAAAUUGCCUCAUCUGUGGAGUGUGAGUGUAUUUUGUUACUGGUUUUGUAAAUAUUGCAAAUAUUGG